Molecule: messenger RNA, 1809 nt
Organism: Elephantulus edwardii (Cape elephant shrew)
Lineage: Eukaryota; Metazoa; Chordata; Mammalia; Macroscelidea; Macroscelididae
Product: zinc finger protein 18-like
Exons: 6
Coding region: 1-1809 (602 amino acids)
Biological process (GO): regulation of transcription by RNA polymerase II
Molecular function (GO): DNA-binding transcription factor activity; RNA polymerase II cis-regulatory region sequence-specific DNA binding
Source: RefSeq, a predicted model, not a curated record
AUGCCAUUGGAGCUGGAACAGGCACUGGUCCAUGUGCUACCACUGGGAAAGGCAAAGGACGCUCUAUUCACUGGAGCAGCUGAUGUCCCUUCAGGGAAACUGUCCAGCCCUGAAGCUGCCCGGCAGCUUUUCAGACACUUUCAGUACCAGGUGGUGUCUGGGCCUCACGAGACCUUAAUGCAACUUCGGAAGCUCUGUUUCCAGUGGCUGCAGCCAGAGGUUCACAGCAAAGAGCAGAUCCUGGAGCUCCUCAUGUUGGAGCAGUUCCUGACCAUCCUGCCUGGGGAGAUCCAGAUGUGGGUGCGCACACAGCGUCCCAGCAGUGGAGAGGAGGCUGUGACGCUAGUGGAGAGCUUGAAGGGUGACCCACAGAGACUGUGGCAGUGGAUCAGCAGCCAGGUACUGGGACAGGAAAGCUCACCAGAGAAGGUGGAAUCUGCAAGUUGCCAAGUAAGGGAGGAAGAGUCCAGUCUUGAAGUGGUGCCUCAGGAGCUGGGACUUGAGAAUUCAACCUCAGGGCCUGGAGAGCAACUGAGCCACAUCAUCAAAGAGGAAGCUGACACUGAGCCUGAAUUCGUAAUAACUGCUCCCCAGCUUCUUGCCCAAUCUGAGGAAAGGCUCUUCAGCAACCAGGACUCAAGAGGCUCCCUUCUCCAAGCAUCAUCUCAGGAACAAUGGAGAUACCUGGAUUCUAUUCAGAAGGAGCACUUUUGGAACCUCAUGCUGGAGAACUAUGGGAAAAUGAUCUCAGGAGGUACUUCCAGUCCAAAACCUGACUCAGCUAAUUCAGCAGAGUAUGGAGAAGAGCUGGCAGAACUCCCCCUUGAUGCCACUGAGAAAAUUCUACCAUCCACCUACAGUGGAGACAAACAGGAGAAUGGCAAAGAGAAUGUAAACUUGGAAACCUAUUGGGAUCAGAAGCCUCCAGCUGCUCUUUGUUACAUCUCAGGAGAGGCCUCUUCUCAGGAUUCUUUGAAUGGCUUCUUUGGUGAAAAUGAACAAAGAUGUUUUACAGAAGAUUAUCUCACUAAGGUACAGGGACACAUCCAAAGUGAGGAAAGAAGGAAACAGCUGUCUUCUCAGGAAAAGGUUCCUGCUAAACAGGUCAACCAGGAUUUGCCUGAUUCUCACCCAAGAUACCUAACUGCACUGUUGUUCAAGCAGAAGCAACAGACCCCCCAGAAGGACCAAUUGAGACCUCCGAUGACCCAGAAGCUUCUCACCUGCAGAGAGUGUGGGAAAACCUUCAGUAGAAAUUAUCAGCUUGUGGUUCACCAGAGAACUCAUACUGGAAAGAAAUAUUUUCAGUGCCCCACCUGCAAGAAAGCCUUUCUAUGGAGUUCAGAUUUUGUGAAGCAUCAGAGAAUACACACCAGAGAGAAACCUUGCAUAUCUGAUCAUUGUGGGACAGGCUUCAGUGACUUUUCUGGAUUACACCACCAUGAGAAGAUCCACAUGGAAGAGAAAUCGUAUAAAUGUCCCAUCUGUGAAAAGAUGUUUAGCAACAAGUGUGCCUUAAACAGACACCACAGUGUACACACAGGAAAGAAACCCUAUAAAUGUUCUCUUUGUGAAGAAAGUUUCAGCUACAUGUCUACCUUAAAUAUUCAUCAGCGGGUACAUACAGGAGAGAAACCCUAUAAAUGUCCUCUCUGUGAAAAGAGCUUUACUCAUAUGGGCCACUUUAAUAGACACCAGUGGGUCCACACAGAAGAGAAACCCUAUAAAUGUCCCAUCUGUGAAAAGAGAUUCAUUGAGAGAUCCAAAUUUUAUAGACAUCUGCAAGUCCACAAAGGAGAAAACAUGUAA